AGAGCCACUGCCGUACUCUUACAUGCCGCCCGUGUAUACGGUUCCGGAUUACAAGUACAAAAGCCUCUCCCUAGAUUGUUACCAGAUCCUCCUCCAUUUCCAUUUCUCAGCUAUCUCUCUCUCUUUCUCCGAAAAAAAUCCCCUAAAUCUAGGGUUUCUCUCCUCAUUUUCGUCUAUUUCUCAGUAGAGAUCUCGCAAAAUUGAAGAUCGGAAACGGCUUUUAUUCUCGUAAGCAGAUCUCAUCUGCCCGUAUACGCGCCUACAGUCGAAUUCUCGCAUCUUGAGCCGACGAUGCAGGAGCUGCGGCAGCAGCAGCGGCUGCGUCUUGUUCUAUGAUCGUUGUUGCCGUUGGCGUUCUUGAUCCGAGGGUUUUGAAGGGGUGCAUGAGGGAUCUGGUCCGGUUUCUAUGUUUCGUGGAGAACUCGAAGAGAGCAAGGAGAGAUUGCGGUCUUGUGAUACGGAGCAGGGGUAGGUGGGGGAAAUGUGGCUGAUUUUCGUUUGAUUUUUAGCAUAUCCAAGUCGAUCUGAGUGGAAAAAAAGACGCGGCUUUGGAAGGGUUUGGGGUUGAAGAUUGGGGUGAAAAUGCAGCAGGAUCAGCGAAAGAAGAAGAAAAUUUCAAGCUAUUGUUUGGCUGCUGAGGGUUCGGUGUGACUGUUUGUAACUCUGGGUUGGUCCACUAUCAAGACAAGUCAUUGAGCAGAGUCAAGCAGAGAUGGACUUCUUUACUGAUUAUGGAGAUGCCAGUAGAUACAAAAUUCAGGAGGUCGUAGGGAAAGGAAGCUAUGGUGUCGUGUGCUCAGCCAUCGAUACACAUACUGGAGAAAAGGUGGCGAUAAAGAAGAUACAUGACAUCUUUGAACACAUAUCUGAUGCUGCUCGGAUCCUUCGCGAGAUCAAACUGCUCAGGCUUCUGCGCCAUCCUGACAUUGUUGAAAUCAAGCAUAUUAUGUUGCCACCUUCAAGAAGAGAUUUUAAAGAUAUUUAUGUUGUUUUUGAGCUCAUGGAGUCAGAUCUUCACCAAGUCAUCAAGGCUAAUGAUGACUUGACAAAGGAACAUUAUCAAUUUUUUCUUUAUCAGUUGCUCCGUGCGCUGAAGUAUAUUCAUACGGCAAAUGUUUAUCAUCGGGAUUUGAAGCCAAAGAAUAUAUUGGCCAAUGCAAAUUGCAAACUUAAGAUUUGUGACUUUGGAUUAGCAAGAGUUGCAUUCAGUGAUACCCCAACAACAAUAUUUUGGACGGAUUAUGUUGCAACGAGAUGGUAUAGAGCUCCGGAGCUAUGUGGAUCAUUCUUCUCCAAAUAUACUCCUGCAAUUGAUAUCUGGAGUAUAGGUUGCAUCUUUGCUGAGGUAUUAACAGGGAAGCCACUGUUUCCUGGUAAAAACGUUGUUCACCAAUUGGAUUUGAUGACUGAUCUGCUUGGGACACCUUCCUUAGACACCAUUUCUCGGGUGCGGAAUGAAAAAGCAAGAAGAUACUUGAGCAGCAUGAGGAGGAAGCAGCCCGUAUCAUUUUCUCAGAAGUUUCCAAAUGCAGAUCCUCUAGCACUAAAACUGUUGGAAAGACUUUUGGCAUUUGAUCCCAAGGAUCGGCCAACUGCUGAAGAGGCAUUGGCCGAUCCUUACUUCAAAGGCCUGGCCAAAGUGGAGAGAGAGCCAUCUUGUCAGCCAAUCACAAAGAUUGAGUUUGAAUUUGAGAGGAGGAGGGUGACAAAAGAGGACAUUCGCGAACUUAUUUUCAGGGAGAUACUGGAAUACCACCCUCAACUGCUCAAAGACUACCUGAAUGGAACUGAAAGGACAAAUUUCCUCUAUCCCAGUGCUGUUGAUCAAUUCCGGAAGCAGUUUGCUCAUCUUGAGGAAAAUGGUGGCAAAAGUGGGCCAGUGAUUCCGUUGGAGAGGAAGCAUGUGUCUCUCCCAAGAUCUACAGUGGUCCAUUCAAAUACAAUCCCCCCAAGGGAACAGCCAACUUAUGCUUCAUCCAAAGAUAGGCAAGUGCCAGAUGAGGCAUGCAAGAAUUCCCGAGAUACAACAGAUGGGAUGAUGGCUGGGAGUCUAUCAAGGAUUUCACAUCCAGCACAGAGGAUCCCUUUAGCCAAGCCAGGAAAAGUUGUGGGACCGGUAAUGCCCUAUGAGAAUGGAGGUAUCAAAGAUGCCUAUGAUCCAAGAAGAAUGAUCAGGAAUGCAGUCCUCCCUCCUCAAACCAUUCCACCCCCAUACUGUUAUGGCAGCAGGAGCAUGGCAAAGCUGGAAAGGUUAAAUACAAGUGCAGAGUCAGAGAGGGACUCGUUGUCGUCGCAGCCUAAACAUCCCCAAUGCAUGGCAAGCAAAUUGGUACCAGAUGUAGCCAUUGACAUGAAUGCUCCACCAUUUUACCUGACAAGAGCAGGCAAGGCGGACCUGGCAGGAGAUAGAAUGGCCAUGGAGUCAAACCUGCUACAAGCAAAGUCUCAGUUCAGUGGGAUAAGUGCAGCUGCCGCAGCAACCGCAGCCCACAGAAAGGUGGGUGCUGUUCAGUUUGGGGUGUCAAGUAUGUACUAGGCGAGGGAGGGAGGGCCCAAACCUUGGCAUUUGACUCGGGAACAUCCCAUAUGGUAGAAGGCUCUACCUUUCAUGAUGGAAUCGGCAACACAGUAUCUUUCAUCACAGUCAUUGGGUCAGUGUUGUAAUGCACCAUGGACAGAGAGAGAGAGAGAGAGGUGCAGAUCCUUUUAGUUGGAAACCUCAUGGGGUGCUCGUAGAAGCCCAUAUCAAUAGAGUAUAUAUAUAUAAGUAGCAGGCUAGCAGCACAAGCAAAGAGUCUAUCACGCUUGUAAUUAAUUAAUUGUUGUGAUAUAUGUUCCCUGAUGCAAAAUGCGAGUUAUUUUU
Molecule: messenger RNA, 2863 nt
Organism: Magnolia sinica
Lineage: Eukaryota; Viridiplantae; Streptophyta; Magnoliopsida; Magnoliales; Magnoliaceae
Product: mitogen-activated protein kinase 10-like
Exons: 11
Coding region: 713-2536 (607 amino acids)
Biological process (GO): intracellular signal transduction; protein phosphorylation
Cellular component (GO): cytoplasm; nucleus
Molecular function (GO): MAP kinase activity; ATP binding
Source: RefSeq, a predicted model, not a curated record